Aureobasidium pullulans EXF-150 is the source of this 2013-nucleotide messenger RNA. Its product is annotated as receptor-activated Ca2+-permeable cation channel. The transcript has 3 exons. Lineage: Eukaryota; Fungi; Ascomycota; Dothideomycetes; Dothideales; Saccotheciaceae. The record is from RefSeq and is a predicted model, not a curated record. The coding region runs from base 1 to 2013 and encodes 670 amino acids.
AUGUCACGCGAAGAACAACAACAACUUCUUGACGACGAUGAUGAGCCAGCGGAUGAUGAUGGUUGUUACCCUCCUCGCAAGGACAGCAUACCUUGGCAGCCCAAUCCUCAUAGACAACUUCCUGUAUAUACGACCAUUCACCGAAUCAGAAGACUGGUAAUUGCAUGCAUUGACGAUCCCUACAGUCUUGAUCAGCUCAAGAGUCCACGAAUGAAUACCGCUGUCGUCAGACCCUUGCUUGACCACCUGUACGAUCCUGACGACGUAUCAAUAGUUUGGUGUCUGCUGGUCAAUCGUGUACAAUUCCUUCGCCAACAAUCGUUCCAAGCCCACCACCAGACUGUCAAUGUCACACGUGCCAAUCUAUGCGAGGUCCUGGCCAGUCGAAUCCUGCGCCGGUUUGACGAAGACCACAGUGGCCGAGAAGGACUUUUGGCACUUGCAAACGUGCUGGUAUCUGGCUUCGAACCAUUCCAGAAUGCUCCACCCUCAGUUGAUCGUGGCAAAAGGCCUCAUUCCGCUCUCGCGGAAGGCUGGUUCCAGUCUGGACGUGAGCGUGUCUUGACUGCGCUUGAGGUCGCCAUUAUCUCCGAGUCCAAGAGCUUUUUGGCAGCAUCCGCCUGCCAGAAGAUUGUCGAUGCUGUUUACAGGGGGCGUAUUAUCUAUACACCGACGGCUUUCAUCGACAUUCUUCCGGAUCGCUACAAGAACCGUAGAAUUUCUCUAUACGACCCUCGCAAAGCGCCCAUUCUCAACCAAUAUCGUCUCAUUGUCCCUCGCAAUCGCAAGGUCAUUGAGAUUGGCCAAUUCCUGGUGCUAUUUGGUCUCUAUCUGCUCACCAUGUUCAACAAGGCAAAGGAGAUAGGACCAGGCCACUUGCACUUCACGACAGUAGAGCUCAUCUUUUGUGUUUACGGUUCUGGUUGGGUGCUUGAAGAACUCGCGUCAGUUCUAGAGCAUGGAUGGUCAGUGCAUACCGAGAACUUGUGGGCCUUCAUGGACAUCAUCUUCUCUAUCAUCUAUUUGGCUUAUUUCGGAGUACGCAUGCACGGGUUGAGGACCAACUCUGGACCUGUCGGCAAACAAGCACUCGACAUUUUGUCAUUGGGAGCACCCAUCCUGAUGCCAAGACUGGCAUUCUGCCUUAUGCCCGAGAACAUGCUGUUCAUUGCUCUGAGGACUAUGAUGGGAGAUUUCACCUUCCUUACAGCAGUCACUGUGUGGUGCUUUGGCGGCUUCUUGCUCGCCAUGCGCUGGCUUAGUGAAAGUCAAGAAGGUUACGUUGCCCACAGCUUCUUCACAAUCUCCAAAUGGAUGCUGUGGAUCUGGUUCGGACUCGACGGCACCGGCAUCACAAAAAGUGUCGAGAUCCACGGCUUCCUAGGACCUUUCCUCAUGAUCCUCUUCGCCUUCAUCGGAAACACGCUUUUCCUGACCAUCCUGGUCUCCAUCCUCAGCAACACCUACUCCAAUCUCGCAAAGAAUGCCACAGCCGAGAUUCAAUUCAGACGUGCAGUCCUGACUUUCGAAGGUGUGAAAUCGGAUACUCUGUUCGCCUAUCGCCCUCCGUUCAAUGUUGCCGCAUUGAUAAUCCUCCUCCCCAUCAAAUUCCUCACCACCCCACGUUGGUUCCACAAAGUAAACGUCACCGCCGUGCGCAUCCUUAACGCACCUCUCUUGCUAGCCAUCGCCCUCUACGAACGCAGAUAUCUCUGGCAACGCAGUUCCAAGCAAGGACCCCGUCGCCGCCACGCCUUCCUCGAUUUUUGGGAAUCCUUUGGCGCGCAUGCGGAUCUGGGUAAUGUGUUUGAUGAAGAGCCGCCGCAGAGUGUGUUGGACGAGAUGGAUGAUAUUGAUGAUGUUUUCGGCAAUGACGUUUGGGCUAAUGGGUAUAUGAAUACAAUUAGAGCGAGGAGGGGUAGUAGACAGAUUAGUGAGACUAGUUCUGCGUAUCCGGUGUUUAGGAAUAGGAGGUCGAGGGGGGAUAGUCUGUUGCCUGCUGAAACUUGGUAG